AUGUACAACCUCCGACAGCAUAUCCGUAAAUUUCUGGAAAACCAGAAGCUUGGGAAUAUCCAUGACCACCACAAGCCAAUCUGCACUGCUCAAUUCCUUGAGCAGUAUCCCAAGAGACCACAGACUUCAGUCCAGACGACAAAACGUGAAGCUCAGCAAGAAGUUCAGUAUUUCCAUGAUUCGACGCACAUCGACGCCCCGCUUCGUCGUUUACCGUAUGCUUGUCUGUCGGGGUGUGAUGCGUCGAACCAACUACUCCACAAACUUCUCAACAUGGCCCCAAAGCAACGUAUGGCUCUUGCUAACAAGCAAUUCUCUAAGAAUGUGAACAACCGUGGAAACGUCGCCAAGAGUUUGAAGCCAGCCGAGGACAAGUACCCAGCCGCCCCAUGGCUCAUCGGACUCUUCGUCUUUGUUGUCUGCGGAUCUGCUGUCUUCGAGAUCAUCCGUUACGUCAAGAUGGGAUGGUAA
This is a messenger RNA of Caenorhabditis remanei, 471 nucleotides long. RefSeq lists its product as uncharacterized. Lineage: Eukaryota; Metazoa; Nematoda; Chromadorea; Rhabditida; Rhabditidae. The record is from RefSeq and is a predicted model, not a curated record. Gene Ontology annotation, cellular component: endoplasmic reticulum. The coding region runs from base 1 to 471 and encodes 156 amino acids. Gene Ontology annotation, biological process: endoplasmic reticulum unfolded protein response. The transcript has 4 exons.